Talaromyces proteolyticus is the source of this 918-nucleotide messenger RNA. RefSeq lists its product as uncharacterized. The transcript has 3 exons. Lineage: Eukaryota; Fungi; Ascomycota; Eurotiomycetes; Eurotiales; Trichocomaceae. The record is from RefSeq and is a predicted model, not a curated record. Bases 1 to 918 code for a protein of 305 amino acids.
AUGGCUCCCGAUUUAAACUCGAUCCCUCCCUCUCCGCAUGGCCAUCAUCCUACUCAACCGACUGACAUUCCAUCCAAUUCGAAUUCCCCCGCCAUCUCACGACGCGUCUCUCAGGUGAUGGGUCCUCCUCCGGUGCCAGUCAACGCAACGUCGUCUAAUAACAAUGGCGGUGCGGUCGAUAGCUCUGGUGUUGGUCUCGGGCCAGGGCCUCUCCGUCAUCCCCGCCCGAUGACUGCAGCCGAUUUACAUCUGGUCUUGGAAAAAGAGCAAGAGGCAGUGGUUAAUCGCCUUACCCGUGAACUCACUCUCCUCCGACAGCAGACUGCAUCUGUUGCAUCGACUGCAUCCUCCACAUCAACUGGCCUCAACGAUUCUAUUGACGGAUCGAUCUACCCUACGUCAUCUCGUCAACAUCGAUCAUCCUCGAGCUUGAGUUCCCACAUUCCACCGGGAUCAGCAGCCUUGGCAGCGAGUGUUUCUAGCAUUGCUCCCUCUCGAGACACAACAUUACCUACAUCACGGCCUUCUGGGGAGUAUACACGCGUGGGACGGAGCCGCGAGCCUUCUGUGACCUCUCCACGGCAGCCCGUAUCUCCGUACGGUGACCAUAUUCAUUCUUCGGGACAGGGGCUGGCCCAUCGCAGUCCCGCUUCUCAUGCCUACAACACUACUCAUCUUCCCGACGUCCAUCGAUCAACUUCCAAUGCUUCCGCCGCCGGCAGCCGUUAUGAAGAAACCGCACACCAUCGAGCAGAGCUCGAAGCUGUAAAGAGAGAGAACGAGAUGCUUCGUCGGCGGGUGCGCGAACUAGAGCAAAAUCUCAAGUCGUACCGUGAAGUGCAACCUCACGAGGAGUCGCCGGCCUCCGCUUCCAGCCUGGUUGCUGGAAUGCGAGAUGCCACCAUCAGAGAACCAUAA